Molecule: messenger RNA, 1295 nt
Organism: Schistosoma spindalis
Lineage: Eukaryota; Metazoa; Platyhelminthes; Trematoda; Strigeidida; Schistosomatidae
Source: the annotation of a GenBank genome assembly
GUUAUCGCGGCUUUUAUUCACAGUACUAAUGAGCAGCAGUCAAAUAUGAAGGUCAUAUGGUAGUGAAGAUGAUCAGAUCGAGAAGUUAAUUGCGUAACGCUGCUUAUUGUUGCGCCUCAGUAUCUGCAAUGGAAAACACAAGUGGUCAAAUAUUUAUCCUACUUUGUAAAUGUGUUCAUUUUCUCCAAGCUACGACCCAGUUCGUCGUCAAAAGAUGGACCCCGGAGUUCAUUAAAAAUGCUUUGAAGUUUACUGCUGAGAUAGGAAAUGUAGUUAGCAGAUUGGCAGAUGACGAAAUUUUGGCGGUUCAACUCUUCCUACAAGACCUGAGUACUAUAUUCCCUCAUUUCGCAUCAUCUGUUACUUGCUUCCAACUUGUAGAUGCAGUCGAUUGGGCUAUUGAGAGUCUUUGUAGCAAUCCGUACCUUUCACAAACAAAUCGUGAUUGUAUCUUUGAGUAUUGCUUAGAUACCAAUCGCAAAUUACCCCACUUUAACAGAUACUACUCGGAGCUACACUUUAUACCGAAUGAUUUGUUGCUGAUUAUUGAAUCCCGUUUAUUUGGUUCACACAUCUCUUCAAUAAAGACAUUUACUGAGACAGAAAAAUAUUUGGAUUCAUGUUUCGCAUUGGAUAAUAGUUAUACCAUACAUUUACUUAUUCGUGUACUAGAACAGUCGGAACAAUGUGACAAAUCAGAUGCUUUACGUACUAUUAUUAUUCACUGGCUACUUGUUGCUAUCCAAAAGGAUUAUGAGGCGUAUGUUUCUCUGGCUUCAUACAAUCCUGAUCAUUUACGUGAUUUGGCCAUACAAUUUCCUGAUUUUGGAAGAGUUAUAUUAAAGCUGUUUGAUGAAACUGAACAUAUACGAUUCGAAAAAGUUGGGUCAGCGGAAAAUAAUCAGUGCACACUGAUAAUGGACUUAUUAAUUAAUUUAUUUAAACGAAUUAUUUUCAUUGAUCAUUUAAAUCCCCUCCUGUUAUCGCAAAUAAACCGAUUGGCAAAAAAGAACAAUUCUGAAGCAGAAUUUUGGAAUUCUGUUGCGUGUGCUAUAAAUAUGUCUUAAAAUGAUGUUAAAUAAAAAUGAUACAUAUUAAUGUGAUUGUUGUUUUGUAAGACUUUUUUCCAUGUUUUAUUUUUUGGUUAUUACCUUUUGCUGUUUGUGUUAUUAGCUUCGUAAAUUGGCCUUAAUUAUAUUAUCCAUGGAAGAAUUCCUCAAACUUCCUAGCCGAUGCCUUUGUGGAAUCUAUUAUUUUCAAAAGUUUUCACAGUAUUCAAAUUAUUUCUGUUAAAC